CCCGUUAGGUACGAGUCAGACAACAACAGGAAAAGGAACAGGAACAGUAUAGCAGCAUAAAUAUGCAUACCGUUUGGGUUAGAUUAAAUGCCGUCGUCUUUUUCGGACUGACGGUCCUAUUGGGAUUGAGUUGUCUCGCGGCAUUCUCGAAGAUUGGACAUUCGUAUAUCCAUCAACCAAGUAAGUAAAAUAGAAUGUAUUUGAACACCAAACUGUGCUUUAUGAUAAAUCUCUUUGAAUUUUCCGAACGAAUAAGAAUUGUCUAUUUAAUUUCCUCCGUUUCGCCUGACUUACUUUGGAAAAAUCUUUAUUCCAACAAAAACAAUACGAUCACACGAACAAACCCAAUCCAAAACAGUCAUCAAUACACUCGAGUUGAACACGUUGAGAUCCUUGAAAUCUCACGGUGGUGUGGAUCGUGCCCUGCUCAGUUUCAAUAUCGACGCCGAUAUGAAUCCGGCGUUCCAUUGGAACGUCAAGCAAUUGUUUGUAUACGUUGUUGCGUCGUACGAAACAUCCUCAAAAGAAAUCAACGAUGUCGUGAUUUGGGACAAAAUCAUUGAAAACAUUGAUUCCGUGGAAGACAAACACAUCAAGCAAGAAAAUGUCUUUGUAAAAUAUGCGUUGGUCGAUCAGGGGAAUGAAUUGCGUGGCAAGGAUGUWUCACUCAGGCUCAUGUGGGACCACAUGCCAAUUACCGGGUUCGUAUACAUGGACAGCCAAGCAAAGGACACCACGACKAGCUUCUCGUUGCCAUUGGAAUACAAGUAGUGUGUAAAGAAACGGGCAAUUURAUU
This is a messenger RNA of Pseudo-nitzschia multistriata, 797 nucleotides long. Lineage: Eukaryota; Bacillariophyta; Bacillariophyceae; Bacillariales; Bacillariaceae. The record is from the annotation of a GenBank genome assembly.